CCAAUCAGUAAUUGUUUUUCCCUUCCUCAAAUAAAAAAGAAAAGGAAAAAAGAAAAGAAAAGAAAAGUUUUUCCCCUUCCAAUAAUGGGCAGAAACCCACUGACUGCAGAACUCCAAUCUCCAUUAACUCCCAAGCAAAACAUAAUAUAAUAAAGAUGAAGCUCUCAAUCAGGCUUCAAGAUGAGAACAACUGCAAUUCAAACCCUCUCCUGAAAGCCAAACUACCAAUUUCAAUACUCAAUCAGCCUUUCACUUCUACCUUCACUGCUGCUACAAACUCCUUCUCAGACCUUUCCUUCUCUCUCUCCACUAAUUUUCUUUCUGGUCCUUCCCUCAAACUUACCUUCGCUCCUCCAUCAACCAAUACCGCCACUACUAUCACUCCCUCUUCUCCAUUCUCUCUGUCUCUCAGAUCAGGCUUAGGCCUUUUUGGGUCUCCUCAAAACUCACCUUUAGUUUUCUCUGCUAAUUUCUCUCUCUCUAACGCAAGUCCCAGUGUCGUCAUCCCUACAUUCUCUCUUCACUUUAAGCCUCAACUUGGCCAUUUCUCCCUUCACAAAAGAACUUCCCCCUCUUCAAACCCUAACCCUCGUACCCAUUUCGUCACUGGGUUCAAUUUGGAUUCUGGGUCACCUUCAAAGUCUGAGUUUGGAAAUAGGUUUGCCCCAGACGGACCAUUGGGUUGGCAGGAAGUAAAAUUGGAGCCAUUUACUGGUAAAGAGAAGCAAGGGUUUGCAACUGCUAACCCUAGUGAUACUAAUGAAGUUUAUUCUCAUAAUAGUGGAAUCGAAAUUUUUCCAGAGAGGCAAUUGGUAUGGGGAGAUAGAAAGAAAAGUGUUUUGGGAGCAGUUGCUGUUAAGGCAAGGACAGUGUUGCCAUUAAGCAAAAGGUUACAGGUGAAUUUAAGGUGGGGUGUGAAUUUGCCAGGUAAUUUGGGUAUAAAGAUGCCUUAUUUGACUGUGAAUAAGAUUGGUAUAGAAAGAAUUGAGGAGGUGAAAGAAAUAAAAGAAAAGAGCAAUGAGAAUAAUUCGGGCGAUUUGGAGUUGUUGAAGGGAAUGUGCUUUUGGAUGAGAAGAGAUUUGGAGAUAAUAGAGAAGGAUAAUAGGGAUAUGAAGCAGUGUCUGGAGGAUAUGAAAUUAGGAGUUUCCGUCAGGAAUCUGCAUGGGAAUAGUACUGGUGUUGGGAAGAACGUGGUGCCGGCUUCCAGUUAUAAAUUGGAGGAUUUUGAGCACCGGUGGAACAAAAAGAAUGAUGGAGGAAAUGGGCAAACAGAAUGGAAGAAGCCUGCAAAUCUAGUAACUGAUUUGGAAAGCGAGUUGCAAAGGGCUAUCAAAGCCGCUGCUUCUUGAAAAGCACAUGUCAGUAUCGGUAUGCUAGAAAGUAAAGGGUAACCAUGGCGUGAAGUAGGAAGGAAAUCCUAGUUUUGCCAUAUCUGCUCCAUCCUUUGCUUAAGGGUAGUCACAUGCUGCAGAGACAGUAUUACGAAAGAUAAACUGGAGUCAGGUUUUCCCUAAAUCCAGAGAAUAAAAAUUCUUUUUGCAAGUCGGAGGUCAUGUUUGGCUGUUGCAGGGGCUUACAAGUCGCACAAAAACAAACUAUAUCGAGUCUUCAAAUGUCUUGUGUUGAUUGAGCUGCCAUAGACAGGUUCUUAAUUUUAUCUAGUUUGUGCAGGUCAAUCCAACAAUUAGAUUUUCUCUUAGAAUAGCUGUAAAUAUCUGCAUAUAGCAGUUUCGCCACCUUGCUACAUCUAGUAGUGAAGACAACAUUAAUAUGAUAUGUAAUUUAAGCGCCAUUUUUGUUU
This is a messenger RNA of Ricinus communis (castor bean), 1801 nucleotides long. RefSeq lists its product as uncharacterized. The coding region runs from base 156 to 1349 and encodes 397 amino acids. NCBI's taxonomy places the organism in Eukaryota, Viridiplantae, Streptophyta, Magnoliopsida, Malpighiales, Euphorbiaceae. The record is from RefSeq and is a predicted model, not a curated record. The transcript has 2 exons.